AUGCAUACCCAGAGUAAGAGGAAGCCGUCGACGGCUGGGCUGCUUCCUGGUGGGAGGACGGUAAAGCGGAGAGCGUCCAAGGCUUGUCACUGUUGUCGUUCACGGAAAGUGAGAUGCGACGUGGUCGAAAGUGGGAUUCCUUGUACCAAUUGCAGACUCGAUGAAGUAGAGUGUAUAGUCACCGAAGGGAAACGACGAAGAAAAUCAUAUGCAGACGGGGAGCUCUUUCAUCACUCACCCUGCAAUUCCAUUGAGGAGGAAAAGGAGCCGCCUCAGUUCCCCAUCUUUGACGAUAUUGAUGGUCUCAACGAAUUUGUCCCGGGUCUCACCUCGGCCGAGCCAGUGUCGAAUUCCCAUGCUCUGGAGUACGAGCUCAAUCACCACAGACCUCAUAUGCUUUGUAAAUCGGCCCAUUCUCUUUGGUCCUUCUUCCCGCUAACGGAGAUCCCUUCAGAUCAAACACAAGGCCACCGUUUGAGCCCGGAGGAGCGAACUCGACGCAUGUACGCCAUGGGCAACAAACCUCUACCGUCACCUCUUCCACUGACUUCCGGCACGCCCUCCUUCCCGCCGCAGUCCAGUCGACCAGAUGUGUCUUUACCACCCUAUAUCCAACCCAUUUCACCCCGGAUCAUGACGGAAGAUCUGGAGUAUCUGCAAAAGAAAGGAGCGUUCAUCAUUCCAGAGACGGGCUUUCGCAACGAAUUGCUCCGUUGCUACGUGCAAUACGUGCACCCUUUUUUGCCUCUGAUCGAUCUCCAAGACUUUCUCCAUACCAUUGAUAAAAACCAGCCGACCGAUGCCAUCAGCCUUUUGCUUUUCCAGGCCGUCAUGUUUGCGGCGACGGCAUACAUUGACAUGCGAUAUUUGGUCGCACAGGGAUAUGUGACCAGGAAAGCCGCCAGAAAAUCUUUCUUCCAUAGAGUCAAACUCUUGUACGAUUUCGACUACGAAAUCGACCGUGUCACCGUCGUCCAGGCCGUGUUGUUGAUGACCUACUGGUACGAAAACCCAGAUGAUCCCAAGGAUGUUUGGCACUGGUUAGGGGUGGCCAUUUCGGUGGCCCGAACCAUCGGUCUCAACUGUGACACGUCCAAUGCGUCAUUGAUGAGCUUGCAGCAACGUCGGCUCUGGAAACGGAUUUGGUGGUCAUGCUUCAUGCGCGAUCGACUGAUUGCCAUUGGCAUGCGUCGCCCCAUGCGGAUCAACCGGGGGGAUUUUGACGUGCCCAUGCUGGAGCUCUCGGAUUUUGAGAUCGAUCCCUUACCGACCGAGCUCACUCGCAUGCUCGGUGGUUGUCCCGCCGUCAAGGACACUUCCAAGCGAGUCACUCUCGCCAUGAUGUGUAUCGGUCUCGCCAACCUUUGCGUUUGUAUCACUCAGGUCCUGGCUGUUCAGUACUCCACCCUGGGACAUAAGAUUGGGGCCACCCAAGAGACGACCAUGCGAUUGGUCCCGAAAAAGUCAGCGGCAGACCCAUGCGACGUGGUUCGAUGCGAUCGAGAGCUCGAGCAGUGGUACAAGGGGCUGUCACGUGAGCUUCACUAUUUCGCUCCGGAUUCUCAUGAGCGAACGAGUGCCAACGACGGAGACAUCAUCAAUCUGCACCGAGCCCUCCUCACAGGAAUAUACUUGACCGCCAUUAGCGCGUUGCAUCGACCGCAAAUUCUGCCAUCGGUGCCCAACGUCGUUAUCGCCCCGGAGCUUCGAGAGCUGUCGAAGAGAAAGGUUCGCGAGGCGGCGAAUGAUAUCACGGAUAUGUACAAGGAAUUGUUUGCACACGACCUGAUUAGAUACCUACCCAACACCGGCGUGACAUGCCUGUUGCCCGCGAUUAUAAUCCACCUCCUCGACAUCAAAUCCCCCGAUACCAAUACGCGACAGGCCAGCAUUCGUAAAUUCCAAUUCUGCAUGCAAGCCCUGCAGCGACUGCGGGAAAUGUAUGCUUCGGCAGAUUUUGCAUUCUCGUUCCUCGAUGCCGCGGUGCGAAAGACCAACGCACAAGUUACGGCCGCUGCCACGGUGGCCCCAACCACGAACGGACCAUUCUCACCCACCAGCACGGUCAUCGACCACAAGAAGGCACCACCAGGCCCGUUGCUUCUGACGCCACCUCCCGAAGCCAUGCAAACCGCCAACUUCUUAUUGUUCAGCUCAACGUUAGCGCCCGACGAGCGGAAUUUCAUUGCCGAAUAUACUCCGCCUCGGUCCGAUGCGAGCUUGAAUUCGCAGACAACAGGAGGAGCCGCCGCGAUGCUGGCGGAUAUCGCAGAGGAUGAACAGACUGGUGAUCCAGAGGACCUGGCACAACCUGAUUUUGACACGCUGGUUAACUUGGAAGGCGGUAGUGAUUUGUUCUCGGGCGUCGAAGGUGGUCUCGACAUGAGUAUGCAGUGGCUGAAUGGAUUUGAUGACGAUGACCAUAACGUGAAGACUGAAGCGCUCUCGUCGGACCAACAGGAUAGAGCAGAGGAACCACUCAAUGGAUUGGCCUAUGCGGAACAGUCUCUGAUGGGAAAUAGUGACCUUGACAUGGAUUUGGGGGUUCAGGAAGAGUCUUAG
This is a messenger RNA of Rhinocladiella mackenziei CBS 650.93, 2562 nucleotides long. RefSeq lists its product as uncharacterized. The record is from RefSeq and is a predicted model, not a curated record. Lineage: Eukaryota; Fungi; Ascomycota; Eurotiomycetes; Chaetothyriales; Herpotrichiellaceae. Gene Ontology annotation, biological process: regulation of DNA-templated transcription; DNA-templated transcription. Bases 1 to 2562 code for a protein of 853 amino acids. Gene Ontology annotation, molecular function: DNA-binding transcription factor activity, RNA polymerase II-specific; DNA binding; zinc ion binding. The transcript has a single exon.